This is a messenger RNA of Malania oleifera, 1701 nucleotides long. RefSeq names its product transcription factor LAF1-like. Gene Ontology annotation, molecular function: DNA-binding transcription factor activity, RNA polymerase II-specific; RNA polymerase II cis-regulatory region sequence-specific DNA binding. The record is from RefSeq and is a predicted model, not a curated record. Gene Ontology annotation, cellular component: nucleus. Bases 359 to 1402 code for a protein of 347 amino acids. NCBI's taxonomy places the organism in Eukaryota, Viridiplantae, Streptophyta, Magnoliopsida, Santalales, Ximeniaceae. Gene Ontology annotation, biological process: regulation of DNA-templated transcription. The transcript has 2 exons.
UGGAAUACAAUAAAUUAAUUAAAUAAUUAGGCGAGGUGAGUACUAACUCCACAGUGUUUUAUUUAUUUAUUUAUUUAUUUUUGGGGUUUAUGGGUUUUGGGUUUUUGUCAUUUGCAUAAAUAGACAUAUAUAGGGUGAUGAACAUGUCGUGUGAAUCCAACAAAAGGGACCGCCCAUCCACAACACCCUAAACCAACCCACUUCCCUUCCUUCAAUUCUUCUCUUAGGCGUUCUUCAUUCUUUGUGCUCCUUUAAAUCUUCUGUGCUUGCGUGGUGCAACUACCCUUCCAUCCAUCCGUCUAUCCAUCCAUGUUAAUCCCACACCACACUCCAUCUCUACUGUGAUCGAUCUCGAUCCAUGGAUAUCAACUGCAGUGGCGCUUCCGGCGAUGAUCCGAUAAAGACCACGUCCACCACCGCCACCACGUGUCCCCGAGGCCACUGGCGGCCCGCCGAGGACGACAAACUACGCAAGCUCGUCGAACAGUACGGUGCCCAGAACUGGAAUUCCAUUGCAGAAAAGCUCCAAGGAAGAUCAGGGAAGAGCUGCAGAUUAAGGUGGUUUAAUCAACUAGAUCCUAGAAUUAACAGAAGACCAUUCACAGAAGAGGAAGAAGAAAAGCUUCUGGCGGCUCAUCGAAUCCACGGGAACAAGUGGGCGCUAAUAUCCCGGCUCUUCCCUGGCCGAACCGAUAACGCUGUGAAGAACCACUGGCACGUGAUCAUGGCAAGGAAGCACAGAGAGCAAUCCAAGCUCACAGGAAAGAGAAGCUUCAAAGAUGUUUUCAGCAGUAGUACUAAUGGAUCCAACGUGGGCUCCAAUAAUUUCUCAGCUGCAAGGACCAAUAAUAAUUCAAGAAAGCACAAUGUUUCUGCAGGUGGGACGUUAUUUGGGUUCCUAUCGCAUUCGAACACGACUACUUCCUCACCUUCUUGGAUUUUCGGGCAUCAGUCGAUGGCUACUGGGGCAAACAACGGUUUGUCUUCAGCCGGUUUGUUAUCCAGAAGAGAAGGAAGAUCAGUAUGCUUCAGUUCUAGUAACCCUAGUAAUUAUUGUGUUAUGGAGAGCUCAAACAGUUCAUCAGAUGAUCAAUCAUUUUAUCGAAACUACUCAAAUAUUAAUUCAAGUAAUCCUAGUACUGCUACUGCCUUGGGGCAGCUUCCAAACUACAGGAGAGUAGUACUGCCUUGGAGCUCAGAUGGGCACUCCAGGCUUGGCAAUGGGAGUAUCCAAGCUAAGGAACCGAUCAACAGGACGGGGUUUGUGAGUUUCGGUGAUAACUCGCCGAGGUUCACGACAAAAAGAGCAAGUAGUACUGGACUGCAGGAGCACGGAGAGGAGUUGGUCCAACCGAAGGAAACGCCCUUCAUAGAUUUUCUUGGUGUGGGGAUCUCUUCCUGAUCAUCCCAACUCUAGCUGUUAUCUAUAUAUAUAUUUAUAUACAUAUUCUUUAUAAUAUGUAUAGAGAAUUUAAUUGCAUUAGCUUCACCAAAUGAUGAUUUUCCUGGAUGCAUGUGUGGGUGUUCCAGGCAUAUACAUGAAACCCUCAAGUUAUGAUUGACCAAUUGGCAUUUUGGCUGCUAAUUAUUAAUUAGUUCUCUACUCAAUUAGAUUGCAAUAUAUAUUCCCUUUGAUUGAUUAAUCAUAUGGGAAUGAAUUAAGUACUUACCAUUAAUGUUAAUGAGCAUAUUUAUUAAGUC